AUGAAAGAAGGCAUAAUCAAAUUUGAGGGAUGUGAUGCACCCGAGAGAGAACGUGAUUCACUCUACUUUGGGACAUUCCUCUUUCGACUUGACCGCGCAACCGAAGCCGAUGCAACUGGCGGAGGCAGUAUCCCAUACAGUGGAUAUCAGCGCGCCUUGCAACUCUAUGGAAAUGAGAAUGCCUUCGAUUUGAGUCAUGCACAGAAGCGUAAUCUUCUGGAUUGCAAGAACCUGGAGAUGAACCGGUCGAUUGCUCGAAAGGCCGGCUACGACCCUGACGCAGGCAGAAGUGCGCCGUGGGCAGGAGUGUACUUCUCCGGCAGACACGUCCUAACAUACCCCGGUCCUAUCAAGACUCCCUUUGAGCAACCUCAUCAAGGACAGUUUGCCUGCGAGAAACCCACGGCGGAAGAGGAUCUCACGACAUUCUCUGACUCUGGAACAACCAUGGCUCUCGCACGCACCACUGAAGAUCAGCUUGCGAAGUUGCACGAUCUCAUCACCGGCUCGCCCAUCAAGCUACACUCUGCCUUGUGUGCCAGGCCUCCUCUUCUCCUCAGCACGGACAACAACGACCAUGAACUCUACGAGCACCACGAGCAUCAUGGGGACCACAAGGACAACAAGCCGACAACUCUUCGAGGUAUGAGUGGAAGCCGUGUACCAACAGCCAACAACUUCGCAAGUACUUGCGUUGGCGGCAUGGAAAUGGCCGUCGUUGUCACCGAAUUGCUCGAACGCGUUGUCAAGGGAGACCUCAAUAAUGAAUGGAAAGAGACCAUUAUGGAGACACUCGAUUACAUUGGAGGGUCGGAAAAUAUGUAUGCUUUCCUUGAUGUUGUGUACAAGCAGUUCCCAAAGAAGGUAGAAACUUCUCCAGCCUCAACUAUUGGCUGCGGUCUACGUGGCUCAAAUUGA
Messenger RNA from Fusarium venenatum, 918 nucleotides. RefSeq lists its product as uncharacterized. NCBI's taxonomy places the organism in Eukaryota, Fungi, Ascomycota, Sordariomycetes, Hypocreales, Nectriaceae. The record is from RefSeq and is a predicted model, not a curated record.